Messenger RNA from Pyrenophora tritici-repentis Pt-1C-BFP, 2298 nucleotides. Its product is annotated as putative Zn-dependent protease. Lineage: Eukaryota; Fungi; Ascomycota; Dothideomycetes; Pleosporales; Pleosporaceae. Gene Ontology annotation, molecular function: protein binding. Gene Ontology annotation, cellular component: anaphase-promoting complex; cytoplasm. The record is from RefSeq and is a predicted model, not a curated record. Gene Ontology annotation, biological process: cell division; anaphase-promoting complex-dependent catabolic process; metaphase/anaphase transition of mitotic cell cycle.
AUGUCGCCGCCACCGGGCGUCAAUGCCCAACUGCGCCAGCUCGUUCACUACCACCUCGAUAACGGCUUCACCGAAAACGCUCUCUUCCUCGCGGGCCGUCUGCAUGCUCUCGAGCCUCGUAACCCGGACGCAUCACAUCUGCUUGCGCUCUGCAGUCUCCGCCUGGGUAGAUACAAAGCUGCCUAUGACGAGGCGCGGGCCAAAGGAGCCCAUGUCCAGCAUCUUGGCUGCGCCUAUGUUUUUGCUCAGACAUGUCUCGCCCUCGGUCGUCAUGAGCAGGGUGCGCAUGCGCUGGAGAAGGUGCGCAGCCUAUGGGCCGGACGCAACCACUGGAACAAGCACUCGGACACUUCACGACGGCAUAUGCCGGACGCGGCCGCCUGCUACUGUAUGCUCGGCAAACUAUAUGCUGCGCACGGCGACACCAAAAAGGCCAUUGAUCACUUUGUCGACGCGCUCAAGAUCAACUCCUUCAUGUGGGACGCCUUCACUAGCUUGUGUGACAUUGGCGCCGUAGUCCGCCCCCAUAACAUCUUCAAAAUCACCCCCGAUAUGCUCCCUCUACCUUCGCCGUCGGAAGUCGACCCUUUCAAUCCCUCGUCACGACAAGCUGGCGACGGCGGACUCAACAUGGGCGGCGCAAACCUGCUCUCCAGAUUUAAUAGUGGCCGCAGUGCCCAACCCACUCACCACCAAGACGUCGAAACCCCAGUUUCCAACGGCCACAGCGUGCACAAUAUGCACGACACGCAUGCUACCAUGGGCAACGCUGGUGGACUAGGUACCACUCGCCCCAUCACUGGACGAGUACGGACCAAGACGAACCCGGAAGUUGACCAGACCGAUAUUCCACGCCCAAUAUACCAGAAUGGACAUAAGAGGACUGUGUCUGGUCAUGCCCUGCAGCCAUCACAGAACCCAUCUUCACAGCCAAUGGAUCCCACGGCAGCGCCCCCGCGCCGAAGCGUCAGACUACUAAACUCGAUAACUCAGAUACGGACCACAAGCAGUAGGCCAGGGGGGUCUUCGAACAGAGACGUUGAGUCAAAGGAGCGACGCGAACUGCGGAGAGCGAGGGCUGCAGUACCCAAGACACGAUCAGGAACCACCUCGACUGUAGGGAGAGUUGUUAGUGGCAACAGGAAGCCACACGUUGAAGUCUCUGAUUUACCACCCAAGGCGGAGGGAAGGCCUGCCAGCGUGAUGGGCAUGCCUGUCGCGCCACCACCAAAGAUGGCGCCACCAGCCGACUCCUCAAGAGAGCGAGACCGGGAGCGGGAUGUAUUGAACUGGCUGUUGGAUUUACUUCUCAAGAUCGCCUCCGGUUAUCGCCAUCUGAGUCGCUACGAUGCAAUCAAGGCUCUUGAAGCUUUUUCAGCUGUGCCGAAAGCCCAACGGGAAACACCCUGGGUCCUUGGACAUAUUGGAAAAGCCCAGUACGAGUGUAGCCAAUACGCAGAGGCGGGGAGUACAUUUAAGAAGAUCCGAGACUUGGCGCCUUCUUCCGUAGAGCACAUGGAAGUUUAUUCGAACACGCUCUGGCAGCUCAGAGAUGAGCUGGCUUUAGGUCAUCUUGCCCACACACUGAUGGAUCAGGAUCGACUCUCCCCACAAGCUUGGUGUGCCCUCGGGAACGCUAGUUCGCUGUCUCGGCAGCAUGACGAUGCUGUGAAAUGCUUUUCCCGCGCUACGCAGCUAGACCCCAAGUUCGCAUAUGCUUUUACAUUACAGGGUCACGAGCACGUGGCGAACGAAGAAUUUGACAAGGCCAUGGCAGCGUAUCGCAAUGCCAUCAGCGCCGACAACAGACACUACAACGGAUGGUAUGGGCUUGGCAACGUGUACGAGCGUCUAGGCAAGUACGAGGUGGCCGAGAAGCACUACCGAGCAGCGGCAGACAUCAAUCAGAGCAAUGCCAUGAUUCUUGUCCGAAUUGGUUUAGUCCUCGACCGCAUGAAGAAAAUCGAACCCGCACUCAUGCAAUUUGAAAAUGCUAUCCGCAUCGACCCUCGCUCAAUCAUGGCCCGCUUCCGCAAAUCUCAAGUCCUACUCAAACUCAACGCACCGCAGGAAGCACUUCACGAACUACUCUACCUCAAAGACGCUGCUCCAGAUGACCCGAAUAUCCACUUCUUACUCGGACGCUGCUACAAGAAACUUAGGGAACGCGCUAGCGCUAUCCGCCAUCUCACUAUUGCUAUGAAUUUGGAUCCAAAAAGCCAUGGCGUCAUCAAAGAGGUCAUGGAGAGUUUAGAUCAAGAAGAUGAUGGUGGGUGGAGUAGUGAGGAUGAUCAUUGA